UGCGAUUGACACGUCAUCCUGCGCGACGCGGAAGUAAGUGAUUUUGGCACUCCGGAAUGAACCAUUGUUUACUCCGGACAUUAAGUGGAUUGAUGUAAAUUUUAAAACCUCGUCGGAGAAUUUUGGAUGGCGGUAGAAGCGUUAAUCUCUCACACAGUUCUCUGGGAAGCGUGAAAACACAAAGAAAGAGAGAUGUUUUACCUGAUGUGUAAAACCGUUUGAACAGCAUUGUGUGCAGCUGUCCACUCACUGGGAGAACUGUGACUGAGUACGAGGAUGCAGACGGGCAUUCAGGAGACUCCGCCCACCGCAGGGGAGCGAACAGAGCCGAGCCGGAUGCCCAGUAAAGACACGUCGUCCCUGGACAGCACAUCUGACCUGGGAGGCCCUCGAGCUGUGACCUUUGACCUCUUCGAUAUGGUGGUCUCUUAUAAGCGGAUGACCAUCUUUCUGGAACCGGUUACUGAUGUGGCGGACGUGCUGCGAUACGUACUCGGGUGGAGAAUGCCUUUGUGUUCUCUCUUCUGCUGCAUCCUACUGAACAUCCUCUUCAUCACAUUGAGUGAAGUGGCCUGGUUCUCUCUCGGCCUGUUGGUGGUCUCUGUCCCUGCUGUGCUGGGUUACCUUGGUGACCGUUGCCAGGGUGAUACCAGCGAUACGGUCUUGGAGAAAAAGAGACACUACGCCGUGCAGCGCAGAGAAUUGCAGACCGUCCACAUGAGCCGCCAGGAAGCCAUGAUGGAGGUGAAGGGCCUAUUAAAGCAGCUAGAUGAGUUCCUGACUCAGGCAUGUGUGUACGCAGAAUCUGUGUAUAAGAUAGUGUACUGGGAGAGUCACGCAGUCUCUUCAGUGUUUUAUGGCUUCCUCCUGAUGACGGUGUGUUUGCUGUACACUGCUCCUGUGGGCUGGAGUCUGUCUCUCAUCAACAGCACCAUCUUCAUCUGGAACAAAGACUUCUGCAGGGUUGUUUUGCAGCUAAAGGACUUGUUCCUCUCGUCUCCGGUCAAGCCUGCAGAAGGAGAGACAGAAAAGAGCGACCCAGAACCGAGUCACCUGUCAGACCAAACCCCUACUCCCACCAGUCUAGAGGAUCUGUCACCAGGAAGUGUGGAGGAGGCCGAGGAGGCGGAGCCUGAUGAUGAGUUUAGAGACGCCAUAGAGGAGAAUCAGCUGGCUCUGCAGGUGUGGCCUCAAGUCUAUGGGCUGACCAAAGCCCUGUGGAGACGCGUAAUUCAUAAGGACGAUGAUGACGUGGUGGUGGGCGGAGCUGAUUAUGACUCGGUGUCUGAUAACGGUUUGUUGAGCAGGAAUGAGCCGAUACGCAGCCGAGUGUCCAAACUCACUGAGAAGCUUCGCAAGCGCGUGCCCACUAACGCCACAGGGAACUGUUCCAGCUGUUCUGCAGCAUUCUCCGUGUUAAAGAAGAGGCGGUCCUGCUCGAACUGUGGUAUGAGCUUGUGUUCUCGCUGCUGUUCCUACAAAGUGUUCAAGUCCAGUAUGGGAGCUACAGCUCCAGAGGCUCAGAGAGAGACGGUGUUCGUGUGCGUCCAGUGCAACUCCUAUCUAAAUGCGAAGUAGCAUCCCAUAAUAACCCAUUCCAGCAGAAAGCUCCAAAGCAUCCGGGAUCUGUGGGCGGAGCUCUGCUUUCUCCUCCCUUCCUUGUGCUUCUCGUAAAGCUUCAGUUAGUGCUAGAGCUGUGACGGAAAUGAACCGGCCGACCCACAGUCAGACUCCAGCUCCUGCUGUGUUCAGCAGACUCUAACGCGUAUCAUAUCAGAUAUUUGGUGAUGGACCUCAUUCUCAUCCUGCACUGCACAUCUAAUUCAGUCGAUAUUAAAAAAAAAAAAAAAAAAACCACAUCAGCUGGUUGGCAGCUCCCAUAGCAACGUGUUCUAGAAUCAUCACCUGCUCUUUUGAUAUCGAUUCCAGUAACCUGCUUUAUACCUGUUCAAGUCCUCCUGUGACGUCACCUUCUGGAAUCUGUCAGGUUCUGAAAUGAUCAGAUGAGACCAUGUUCUGUAACUCGUGGCAUACUGCGAAGUCUUGUUUGAGAAUCCAUCAGGUUCUAAAAUGAUCUCCGCUCCAUUGAGAAUCUCUUCCGGAACCCGUGGUCUCCUCUGAUGCCACGUUUCAGAAUCUCUCAGGCUCUAAAAUGAUCAGAUGCCUCUCUGAGACCCUGUUUCCGGAGCCUGGGGCUUCAGGGGAUGUCAUGUGGCUGCCACUAUGACCUGACUUAUUGGAAUACUCCAGUGCUGAUGUUAAAGACAUGGCCUGAAGUUCUGCCAGUUUGAGAGCCAAAUCGUUACACCAUCACUCGUCAGAGUUUCCUAAUAACAUUAAUAAUAAUAAUAAUAAUAAUAAUAAUAAUUCUGACUUUGAGGACAUACUGUAUUUGACCACGUCAGAUCCUUUCUUUUCGGCAAACGUUAAUGCGUAAAAAAUGAACGCUACGACCAAGUACAAGUUCUGGUUUUAGAUAUUUAUUCUGAUUUGUUUCUUCACCUUCCAGGGUUAAAAUAUCAAGGUUAGGAAACACUACAAGUCAUUUGGAAUUAUGAACUUAGCAUACUGCUAAUCGGUAGCAUCGGCGUUCUGGGCAUGUCAGGCUUUUCUGUUUGAGACCGUCAGUACUGUUCACUGUUCUUUUAUUAAUGACACCCGAGUUAAUAGCUUGUUGUUGUUGUUGUUAUGGCGAUAAAAUGACCCCGUCCCACAUCUCCUCGGGUUCUCGCUUCGCUGUGGCCGCACUCUGGAUUUCGGAGAGGAUCGAUUCUUAGAUGGGGGAUUGUGGGGGGGGGAGUGAGAACGGUUCCAUCAACCAACAGCGACCUGUUGGGAAAAUGUGUUGAAUUGUGACCCGAUAGUUUUGAUAGAACCGGGUCAGGAUGUGCGAGUGUAUUCGUUAUUUAUUUCAUUACGUAAAUCAAGAAUAUCUCUGACAGAGGACCUUUUUUUUUUUCUCCCUCCGCUGGUUUGAAAUGAAGUUAUCAUUUAAGAAUGAAUUAUAAUUAAAUCCAGGCAUUUCUCCUGCAUUAUUAUUAUUAUUAUUAUUAUUAUUAUUAUUAUUAUUAUUAUUAUUUACAUCAACAGCUGUAUUGUACAUCAGUGUUACUGUUAGAUGUUACAUCACCACAUACACUGAUUCCAUGCUGUAUUUUCUUUUAUUUACCGUACUGGUCACAUGACUGGCUGCUGAUGGGCUUCUGAGCCAAUCAGGAUUCCGGGUGACGGUGGCGACUCGUCAGAGAGCCUUCUAACAGUUAACCGGUUUCUCAGCGUGGUACCGUUUUCUGAUCUGGUUUCUGUUUCUCCUUCUCAUCAUUCAUAUCACUAUUUUAUUUCGAUGUACGGACGUGGGUUUUGAGAGGGGUUACAGCGGUCCUGUUUUCUCUUUUAUCAUCGUUUGUUUUUAUCGUUUCAUUUUUUUAAAGGUGAAUGUAAGAUGUUGUCUGUUUUAACUGUAUGAUCUCUGUACUGUAACGCAACUGUAUUAAAGCUAACUCUAUCACAGCUCGAGCAGCGUGGAGCUCGACUCGGUAGCGUUAGCUGUCUUGCCGUUUCCCCCAGUUCAAUAAACGCAAUUAGAGAAAUAA
This is a messenger RNA of Ictalurus punctatus (channel catfish), 3593 nucleotides long. RefSeq names its product zinc finger, FYVE domain containing 27 (gene zfyve27). The transcript is spliced from 14 exons. The record is from RefSeq and is a predicted model, not a curated record. Gene Ontology annotation, biological process: protein localization to plasma membrane; neurotrophin TRK receptor signaling pathway; vesicle-mediated transport. Gene Ontology annotation, cellular component: growth cone membrane; endoplasmic reticulum tubular network. Lineage: Eukaryota; Metazoa; Chordata; Actinopteri; Siluriformes; Ictaluridae. Bases 277 to 1578 code for a protein of 433 amino acids. Gene Ontology annotation, molecular function: metal ion binding.